This is a messenger RNA of Drosophila ficusphila, 1011 nucleotides long. It is a transcript of the gene sel, whose product is annotated as protein seele. Gene Ontology annotation, cellular component: endoplasmic reticulum. NCBI's taxonomy places the organism in Eukaryota, Metazoa, Arthropoda, Insecta, Diptera, Drosophilidae. The transcript is spliced from 3 exons. The record is from RefSeq and is a predicted model, not a curated record. Bases 267 to 836 code for a protein of 189 amino acids.
AUAUUGGGUUUCUUAGGUUUCUUAGUAAUAUUUACUAGAGACAUUCUGACAACUGCCCUAAGACCGCCAUCCCCACUUCACUUGGGCAUAAAUUAAGAAGAAUUCCACACUUAUCGCAAAGAAGCGUUGAGAACCACGUCGCUCCUAAGUUGUCGUUAAUACGGCACACGACUUAUCAACGCCGCACUUUCAAAUCGGACGCGCUGUGCUGACGUGGUGGUUGCCAAUAAUUCCACACUUUAAAAUAAUUAAUAAUAAAUAGAAACAUGCUGAUCAAGGCGCUUAUCCUUUUCGGACUGCUGGCCUUGGCUCAAGGAUACAGCUUCACUUCCCGCGAGGUCAAGUGCCACGUGUGCAAGGCCGUCGUAACGGAACUGGAGGAGGCAAUCGCUAAGGAGGAUAGUCAUAAAAUGGCAGAUGUUAGCGGAUUCCGCCUGGAUGCCCAAGGAAAUUCGAUCAGCAAGAAAGUGCGCCUGAUAAAAUCCGAGAUGUAUCUUACCGAAUUGAUGGAGAAUAUCUGCGAAAAAAUGGACGACUACCUAAAGGCGACCUACAAAAGCAAUGGUAAAUUCACACUCCUGAAGAUGAUUAUCAAUGGCCAAAUGAAUCCAGACUCCUCGCUGGUUGACUUUGUACAAGAUGGCGAUCUCAACAAGAGCCUGGGUCACUUUUGCAAUGAGGUGCUGGAGGACAACGAUGAGAUAUUCCUAAAAGCCUUCCAGGCCGAUGAACUAAGCAACGAUUUGGAUAUCAAGAUCUGUUCGGAACAGGCAAAGUACUGCGACGAUUCGCCCGUCCAGGAGGAGUACGACUUCGAUGGCAAGGAGGAGUUGUAGCUUGUCCAGUGAUAGCCUAGUCAAUUAACGAAUUUCCUUGAUCGCCGCCAGUGCUGAUCUUCGUACUGAUUUUUCGAACGAAAAUUAUGUUUAGUUAAAGUAAUGAAACCACCAUGCCAAUUGUUAACAAGUAGAUACGACAAUAAAUUUCAUGUGCAAUGUCCUUUAAAUUUUA